Molecule: messenger RNA, 639 nt
Organism: Fonsecaea erecta
Lineage: Eukaryota; Fungi; Ascomycota; Eurotiomycetes; Chaetothyriales; Herpotrichiellaceae
Exons: 2
Coding region: 1-639 (212 amino acids)
Source: RefSeq, a predicted model, not a curated record
AUGAGCAGUGCCCGGCUUCGGAAAACAUUCAAGUAUCCUUCCGAAGAUGAUGAGGACAUGUCGCACGAAGAAAUGGACGAAGAAGAACAAGAACACCUCCUCCAGAAUCUGCAGGCCUCGGAGACGUCCACUAAUGCCAUCUACACCAUCCUGUUCACGGGCCUGCCGCUCCUCGUCACCCUCCCGUUCAUGUGGUACCUCUCGAUGUCGACUUCGAGAGCCAUGGCGUUUCUGUGCCUGCUGAGCAUCACCUCGCUCGCCUCCAGUGCCUACAUCAUGUACAUGAUCCCGACAUCGACGCCGCUGGGAUCUCUCUCCGCCCUGACGCGCACCUCAACGGUCACCCGACAGCGACAGGCGCACGGUACGGGAGUUUCUCGGACCGGCUUCCUCCCAACGUCCAGCGACAGUCCGAUCAACCAAUACCUUCCUUACCUCAACGCGUUCAUCGAUGCGCUACUAUUGGUUGCCUCACUGGGUUAUCGCUCACGAAACGACGUGCCGGAGGGUUUAUGGCUGUUUCUGCUGCUCCCCGGCCUUAUUUUUGCCAUGGUCUUCAUCACGAGAAGGAGCAUGUUCGAAGUUCACGCCGGACUGGCCGAAUUGGAGGGCAUGAGGUAUGACUAUAGGGGAGCUUAA